Messenger RNA from Theobroma cacao (cacao), 4274 nucleotides. RefSeq names its product TBP-associated factor 2 (gene TAF2). Gene Ontology annotation, biological process: transcription initiation at RNA polymerase II promoter. Gene Ontology annotation, molecular function: metallopeptidase activity; chromatin binding; transcription cis-regulatory region binding. The record is from RefSeq and is a predicted model, not a curated record. NCBI's taxonomy places the organism in Eukaryota, Viridiplantae, Streptophyta, Magnoliopsida, Malvales, Malvaceae. Gene Ontology annotation, cellular component: transcription factor TFIID complex.
UCUCCAACAGAAAAACUGAGUGCAAAAAACGAACGGGGUGCCACCAGCCAUGGCCAAGCCUCGCAAGCCCAAGCCCGACGCGGAAGACUCCAAGCCAGCUAACUCCGGUGCCGUCGUCCGCCACCAGAAGCUCUGUCUCUCCAUUGACACGAACCUCCGUCGCAUCUACGGUUACACUGAACUGGAAAUUGAGGUACCUGAUAUCGGAAUCGUUGGAUUACAUGCGGAGAAUUUAGGGAUUGAGAGUGUGCUUGUAGAAGGUGAACCCACGGAGUUUGAGUAUUACCCGCAUAAUCAGGCCGCUGAUAGUGAAAAGCCGUGGGCCUCCGCCGCAUCUUCUCUGAGUUCAGCUGCGGAUGCUGCUGCCGCUGCUUACGUUACGGCACUGGAGAUGGAACUGAUGCCUAAUUUUCUCAUCAAUUGUUGCAAUAAGAUGCACAUUGAGCAAAUCAAUACGGAAAAUAACGGAGUCCAAUCUUCUGCUGAAGUCAAGCAGAAUGUGAAAUCAGUUCGUGUUAACUAUUGGGUAGAAAAAAUGGAGACAGGGAUUCAUUUUGAGGAUAAUGUGAUACAUACUGAUAAUCAGAUACGACGUGCUCGGUGCUGGUUUCCUUGUAUUGAUGAUAAUAAUCAACGGUGCUGUUACGAUCUGGAGUUCACAGUUGCCCACAAUCUUGUGGCUGUCAGCAAUGGGAGCUUAUUAUAUCAGGUCUUGAGCAAAGAUGACCCUCCUCGCAAGACAUAUGUCUACAGAUUAGAUGUUCCUGUCGCUGCUCAGUGGAUAUCUUUGGCAGUUGGACCAUUUGAAAUCCUCCCUGAUCAGCAUAAUGGUCUCAUUUCGCACAUGUGUUUACCACCUAACUUGCCAAAGCUACGUAACACAGUGGAGUUUUUCCAUAGUGCAUUCAGUGAUUAUGAGCAGUAUCUUGAUGCAAAGUUUCCAUUUGGGUCAUACAAGCAAGUUUUUUUAGCUCCUGAGAUGGCAAUAUCCUCGUCAACUUUUGGGGCCUCCUUGAGCAUCCUUAGUUCUCAAGUUUUAUUUGAUGAGAAAGUUAUAGAUCAGACAAUAGACACUUGCAUCAAACUUGCUUUUGCCCUUGCAAGACAGUGGUUUGGGGUAUAUAUUACUCCAGAGGCACCAACUGAUGAGUGGCUGCUGGAUGGUCUUGCUGGUUUUUUGACAGAUUUGUUUAUCAAGAAAUUUUUGGGAAAUAAUGAGGCACAAUAUCGAAGAUACAAGGCAAAUUGUGCUGUUUGCAAAGCUGAUGAUAGUGGUGCAACAGCUUUGAGUUCCUCUUUUGCUUGCAAGGAUUUGUAUGGAACCCAUUCCAUUGGCUUGAAUGGAAAAAUACGAUCAUGGAAGUCUGUGGCAAUCCUUCAGGUGUUGGAAAAGCAAAUGGGACCUGACUUCUUUAAAAAGAUUUUGCAAGCAAUAAUUUCUCGUGCACAAGGUACAACCUGUCCUGUGAGGUCUCUUAGCACAAAAGAGUUCCGGCAUUUUGCUAACAAAAUUGGAAAUCUGGAGCGUCCAUUUCUCAAAGAAUUUUUCCCUCGGUGGGUAGGAUCACACGGAUGUCCAGUGCUCAGGAUGGGGUUUUCCUACAACAAGCGGAAAAAUAUCAUUGAGUUGGCAGUUUUGCGGGAAUGCACAGCUACUCUAGAUUCAAGUGUAUCAGUUCCGAAUGCUAACCCCGAUUCUGAAAACCGCGAUGGUGAUAUUGGAUGGCCUGGGGUUAUGACUGUCAGGGUUUAUGAGCUUGAUGGCAUGUCUGAUCAUCCGGAUCUUCCAAUGUCUGGAGAUGCAUGGCAGCUACUGGAAAUAGCAUGUCACUCAAAGCUUGCUGCUAGACGCUACCAGAAGCCUAAAAAGGGUUCAAAACCUGAUGGCUCUGAUGAUAAUGGUGAUAUGCCCAGUUUAGAUGUGCGCUCUAGUGUAGACUCUCCAUUGUUGUGGAUUAGGGCAGAUCCAGAGAUGGAAUACCUUGCUGAAAUUCAUUUUAAUCAACCUGUACAGAUGUGGAUUAAUCAGUUAGAGAAGGAUGAAGAUGUUGUUGCUCAGGCACAAGCAAUUGCAGCAUUGGAAUCUUUACCAGAGUUCUCACCUUCUGUUGUCAAUGCUCUGAAUAAUUUCCUCACUGAUUCUAAGGCCUUUUGGAGAGUUCGAAUUGAGGCAGCAUUUGCAUUGGCUAGUACAUCUUCUGAGGAAACUGAUUUGGCUGGUUUGCAACAUCUGGUGAGAUUUUAUAAAAGUCGAAGGUUUGAUGCAGACAUUGGACUCCCCAAACCAAAUGACUUCCGUGAUUUUCCAGAGUACUUUGUUCUUGAGGCCAUUCCACGUGCCAUAGCUAUGGUAAGAGCUGCAGAUAAGAAAAGUCCAAGAGAAGCUGUUGAGUUUGUUCUGCAACUUUUGAAGUAUAAUGAUAAUAAUGGGAAUCCUUACUCAGAUGUUUUCUGGCUCGCUGCAUUAGUGCAGUCAGUUGGUGAACUUGAAUUUGGGCAACAGAGUAUUUUCCUUUUAUCUUCUCUUCUCAAGCGCAUCGAUCGGCUUUUGCAAUUUGACAGGUUGAUGCCUAGUUACAAUGGGAUUUUGACAAUCAGCUGCAUCCGAACCUUGGCACAAAUUGCAUUAAAGCUUUCUGGAUUCAUCCACCUAGAUCAUGUCUGUGAACUGAUUAAACCAUUUCGAGAUUUCAAGACAAUCUGGCAAGUACGAAUAGAAGCAAGCAGAGCACUCCUUGAUCUUGAGUUUAACUGCAAUGGCAUCAAUGCAGCAUUGUUGUUGUUUAUUAAAUAUAUAGAGGAAGAGCCUUCUUUAAGAGGGCAGGUAAAGUUGGGUGUGCAUGCUAUGCGGUUAUGUCAGAUACGAGGUGGAUCAGUUUCUAAUGAGGAUAUUAAGUCGACCACUCUUGUGGCUUUGCUUCAGCUUUUAGAGAGCCGCACAGCAUUCAAUAAUGUAUCUCUCCGGCACUACAUGUUCUCCAUUCUUCAAGUCCUUGCAGGAAGAACCCCCACACUUUAUGGAGUGCCUAAAGAUAAGGUACGGCGAAUGGCUGAUGUGGAGGUUUGCAAUGAGCAGAAGAACCAUUUUGCAGCUCCUGUUGCAGAGAUAAAGCCUGCUGAACCUCCCGCGGCGAACCCGAACCUUUUGCAUGAUAAUCUGGCCAUUCCAGAAGCUUCCAAGGGAGUGGAUACUGUUUCCAACAGUCAUGAGAGGAAGACAUCCGUUGUUAAGAUUAGGGUCAAGCAGUCUGGGACAACCAGUAAAGCAGAGGAAGGUGACGAUGCUACCGUCGAAAGAUCUCAAGGAAGGCAUCCUGAUGCCGAUCGCGGCGCCACCAGUUCGGUUUCAGUGGAUGCACCCCAAAGAAAUUCAGCUGAGGCUGUGAGCAUUAGCAAUCAAAAUAUCGAAGAAGUCAACUCAUUUCAUGAUCACGGGUCUCGGAUCACCGCUAGCAUUGGGAGUGCAAAAAUUGCAAGUGAAGGUGACAACUUUGGUAAGGAACUUCAGUGUACUGCCGAUUCAAGUAAUGUUGCCGCGUGUCCUAGGCCCGAUAAUCCGUCAUCACCUAGCAUCAUCCAAGAUAACUACAUAGAUGCUGAAGGACAAAAGUUCGCAAGUCUUCAAACCCUAUCAGUUUCAAGACAGGAUGGUGGUUCAUUGGGCACUGUGGAUUCUCCAAACCGCGGCAAGGAGAAGAAGAAGAAGAAGAAGGACAAGGAAAAGAAAAAAGAUAAGGAAAAGAAACGAAAGCGAGAAGACCACAAAGGACACCGAGACGAUCUCGAGUAUUUAGAGAAGAAGCGAUUGAAAAAGGAGAGAAAACACAAGGAAAAGGAGAUGGCAAAGCUGCUGAGUGAAGCCAAGACGACUUCAACAACAGAAUUACGAGGUAAGAAAGAGGAAACGACAUCUUUAACAAAAGAGUUGCCUGGUAAGAAAGAGGAACUGGUUGCGAAGUCAGCAACGGUGCCAUUGAAACCAAGUGCACCCCCCAAGGUAGUGAUAACAAAGUCGGAAACCAGGACGGAGCCAACAGAAGGUACUUCAGCUCCCAAAUUCCGAAUAAAAAUAAAGAACAAGUCACUGAAUAAAUCAUAGUGCAAAGUUGUUGGGUCUAGGAUGUCACCAUUAAACGUUGCUGGAAACGAUGGAAUCAUCCAUUUUUUUUGUUUUUGGACUAUCCUCUCCAGCAAUUUUGUAGAUGAUUUCUAGUUUUGAUGUGAAGCAUCGUAGUUAUCGAUUGAAUAAAUCUCUCUAUGCUCUUUGAUUCUCA